UUGUUAUUGGAAAGAAAUAAUUUGACUAUCAUCAUCAUCAUUAUCAUCAUCGACAAAAAAAUUUCAAAAUGCCAAAUUUUUUGGACGCACCGGAAAUAUUACCAUUGCCUAGUUUGCAAACAUAUGCAAGCAUAAGUUUUUUAUUACUUAGCUGUGCCAUUUAUUAUGCAUUUCAAGUGUCCUCCGAACCGGAUUGGAAAUUAAAUGAAUUUUUAUUCAUACAAUCAGCUGUUGAUAAUAAUAAUAAUAGUAAUAAUACUCAUCAUCAUACGGAUUCAAAUGUUGUUAAUGGUAAUAUUAUCGUAUCGAAUACAACAACAACAAAUAUUAUAAUAACCAAUGAUGGUAUUAAAGAUCAUCUUAAUCAGAAUAAUGGAACGAUCGAAUUAUCAUAUGGUACAACAGCAAAUAAUUAUACAUUACGUAAUGCAUUCAUUGAAUCAUUAUUUCGAUAUCCAAAUGAUUCAAUUACAUUGAAUGAAUUAUUAAAGAAUCAACGUUUUGUUACAUUAUUGAAUGUAACAUAUAUUAUGAUACAUGAACCACUUUGCGUAUGGACAUUGAUCAAUAUGAGCUAUUGUUUAUUGAUAUUAUUUGGAAAAUUAAUACAAAAAUUAGUAUUUGGUGAUCUUCGUGCAUCCGAGCAGCAAUUAUUACGGGAUAAAUUUUGGAAUUUUUUACUUUAUAAAUUCAUAUUCGUAUUCAGCGUUAUCAAUGUACAAUAUAUGGAUGAAUUAAUAUUAUGGUGUGCAUGGUUUUCCGUACUUGGUUUCAUGUUUUUAUUGACAAAUCUUUGUAAAGAACGUUAUAGUUUUCUAGCCAAUACACCAACAAUUUCAAGAUUUGAACAUAUAAAAUUACUUACAUUACUUGUGUCGAUAUUGAUGUCAACAUUACCAUUAUUCAUUAUUGGUGUUAUUGUCGGUAAUCACACAAGUUUAAGUAUCGGCGCAUUUCUCAUCUGUGAAGUAUCGAUAAUUUCAUUACGUUCAUUGCAAUGUCUUAUAUUGUAUAUCAUACAUUUAUGCGAUUUACGGCGUGAUUCAAUAUGGGAAAAACGUACGGCAAUCAUCUAUUAUAUAGAGCUUAUAUUUGAUCUAUCCGUACUGUCAAUCGAUUUUUGUCAUCAUAUCCAUAUGCUUUCAUCCGGUAAUAUCAUUUUAUCCGUAUCAAGUGUUGUCAUAUUGAUACAAUUACGUUCAAUAUUUACCGAUAUUAUUCGUCGUUUAAAAAAACAUCGUAAUUAUCUCCAGGUUUUGAAUUUGAUGGAAGAGAAUUUCCCAACAGCCACACGUGAUGAAUUAACCGAUGAGAAUAAUGAUUGCGCAAUAUGUUGGGAUCGUAUGGAGAAUGCAAGGCAAUUACCUUGUGGCCAUUUUUUUCAUACUGCUUGUCUUAGAUCAUGGCUGGAACAGGAUACAAGUUGUCCAACAUGUCGCCAUUCAUUACGACAACGUGAUCAAAAUCGAUCAUCUUCAACAGCUAUUGAUGGUCGUUCGGGUGGUACUAUGGCUGGCGUUGGUGUUGGUGGUAAUGUUCAAAAUAUAGCUGGAGGUACCGGUUUUGAAGAUUUAGCAAACAUCGCCAAUCUUGCCGGCCUUCGUCCUGGUAAUACACGAUUCUUUCAUUUUGAUGGUUCACGUUAUGCAACAUGGUUACCAUCAUUUUCGGUGGAAGUUACCAGGCCAAACAUAAUGGAUAUAAAUAUCAAUGCAUCAGUUACACGAAAUGAACAAGCAUUUCCAGAUUAUUUGCAACAACCACAGCAACAGAUUGAUUAUAUGGGACAACAAGUGUUGGAAUGGUUUCCUCAAUUUUCUCUUACAUCAAUAUUGGAUGAUCUUCGUAAUACUCGAUCAGUUGAGCUUACUAUUGAAAAUAUUCUUGAUGGAAGAUUAAGGCCGAUCACAUCAACAACAAAUACUACUAAUAAUUUGUCAUCAACGGCACAAUUAAAUUCACAAAUGAAUCAAAAUAAUAAUCUAGAAAAUAAUAUUUUAUCUGAAAAUCGACAAAAUGUAGAAGAAUCGGAAUCGGAUGAUGAUGAUGAUGAUGAUUUGAUUGAAAUAAUCAAUAAUGAUGGUGAUAAUAAUAAUUAGCUCAACAAAACAGCAUCAUCAUAGAAUUUAUGAAGAAAAAAUAACAAUCAAUAAUAGGAUAAAUGAUGAUAGAUCUGAUCUUGUCUAUCUAAUAUGUGAAUUAUUAAUGAUCUAAUAUGCUUUUUCUCUUCUGAAUCAUCCCAAAUCAAGACCGAAGAUUUUUGUUUUUUCUUUUAUUUUUUUUUGUUUCUCGUUCUUUAAUCAUCGUCGUCUAAAAUGUCGAAACAAACCACUAUUAAUUUGUUGAUUUUCUUAACGGUUUAUUUUUUCAUCACUUUCUCUCUGUCUCUCAAUAUUUUAUCGACACUUAAACAAACAAACAAACGGUCGAUUUUAUCCCAUUCAUCCUAUUGAUUCGAUUAGAUCGAAAAAAAACCAAUUCAUUAAGUUUGUUCACAACAACACCACCGCCUAUCACAUAUAUCUGUGCAAAUUUUCACCAAAAAAAAUUUUCUUUUCACCAACAAUGAUAAUGAUAAGGAUGGAUGGUGGUCAGAUUUGUU
This is a messenger RNA of Dermatophagoides farinae (American house dust mite), 2602 nucleotides long. Its product is annotated as E3 ubiquitin-protein ligase AMFR. Gene Ontology annotation, biological process: endoplasmic reticulum unfolded protein response; protein K48-linked ubiquitination; ubiquitin-dependent protein catabolic process. Lineage: Eukaryota; Metazoa; Arthropoda; Arachnida; Sarcoptiformes; Pyroglyphidae. Gene Ontology annotation, molecular function: ubiquitin binding; ubiquitin protein ligase activity. The record is from RefSeq and is a predicted model, not a curated record. Gene Ontology annotation, cellular component: ubiquitin ligase complex; cytosol; endoplasmic reticulum.